Messenger RNA from Gossypium arboreum, 567 nucleotides. Its product is annotated as tropomyosin-1-like. The transcript has a single exon. The record is from RefSeq and is a predicted model, not a curated record. The coding region runs from base 1 to 567 and encodes 188 amino acids. NCBI's taxonomy places the organism in Eukaryota, Viridiplantae, Streptophyta, Magnoliopsida, Malvales, Malvaceae.
AUGAGAAAUGCUGGACUAGGAAAAACGUCAGAGCAAUGGCGACAAGAGGUCCAAGAGGAAAGGUCUAAAGCCGAACAAUGGGAAAAAAGAUUUCAUGAUACUUGUGUACGAGAGAGCAUUUUAAAAAAGAGUUUGGUUGAAAGCCAGAAUGAAAAAGAAAUGUUAAGAGCUCGAGUAGAGGAGUUAGAGAUGACGCUUCAUCAAUCUCAUAGUCGCAACUCUGCAGUAGAGCUGAAGGCAAGCUUAAACAGGAUAGAGGAUUUGAGAGGGAAGAUAGAAGAACUUGAGAUAGAACUUCAGAACCGUGAACUUCAAAUUCAACUUAUUAAGUCAGAUAAUGAGCAUUGGAAAGAGCUGCUACAUAGAUCUCAGAAUCAGGUCAGGAACAGAGAUCGCAUCAUGGGUGAGGCCGUGGCUCAGAUUCGAGAGGUAGCGGAGCAUUUGCAAACUCUAGCAGUUCAAGCUGACGUGUUAAGUGUAAAGUAUGAAUUAGAGUCGGAUCGAGGUCGAGAGCUAGCUAGGCUUCUCAAGAGAGUUAAAACUUUGGGCAUAAGGGCUAGGCCGUAA